UAUGGCGGAAACCCGUACGGCGGCGGCGACAAUGCCGUACAGUCAAACCCAUACACGUCCGUUCCAGCCUCGACUGCGCCGACGACUCAGUACGCUCCCGCCGCCGCCGGACACGCGACGCUGUCCCAGCAGGACUUCCUUUCGCGCGUCGAAGCCGUCAAGGCCGAUAUUCGCACAUUGACCACCCACGUCGGACAGAUCGCGUCGCUCCACCAGCGAGCCCUCUCCUCGCCGGACGCGACCUCUUCGGGCCAAUUGGAGUCGAUCAUCACCCAGACUCAAGUGCUCAACACCUCGAUCAAGGACCAGAUCAAAUACCUCGAGACCGACGCCGCCCGGAGUAUCAACACCUCCAACCACACCAUCAAGACCACUCAAGUCGGUCAGCUCAAAUCUUCCUUCACCAAGCAGCUGCAGGAAUACCGUCAAGAGGAGUCCACCUAUGAGAGACGCUACCGGGAGCAGAUCGCACGGCAAUACCGCAUUGUGAACCCCGAUGCGACGGAUGCCGAGGUGGAGGAGGCGACGCAGGCCGACUGGGGCAAUGAGGGCGUUUUCCAACAAGCACUCCGAUCGAACCGCUCCGCGACUGCUAACAGCGUUCUCGGUGCCGUUCGCGCCCGACACAACGAUAUUCAAAAGAUCGAGCGCACCCUCCUCGAACUGCAACAGAUUAUGGAGGAGCUCGCGACCGCGGUCAUCCUCCAGGACGAGCCGAUCCAGCAAGCCGAGCGCUACACCGAUCAGGUCAAGCAGGACACGACAGCCGGCAACGUGCAGCUCGACAGGGGCAUCAAGUCGGCGCGCAACGCCCGCAAGCUCAAGUGGUGGUGCCUCCUCAUCACUCUCGCCAUCCUGAUCAUCGUCGGAUUGAUCGUAGGAUUAUACUUCGGUGUGGGCCCG
Molecule: messenger RNA, 903 nt
Organism: Dissoconium aciculare CBS 342.82
Lineage: Eukaryota; Fungi; Ascomycota; Dothideomycetes; Mycosphaerellales; Dissoconiaceae
Product: t-SNARE
Exons: 2
Biological process (GO): intracellular protein transport; exocytosis; vesicle fusion
Cellular component (GO): SNARE complex; plasma membrane; endomembrane system
Molecular function (GO): SNAP receptor activity; SNARE binding
Source: RefSeq, a predicted model, not a curated record